This is a messenger RNA of Labrus bergylta (ballan wrasse), 1136 nucleotides long. RefSeq names its product myozenin 3a (gene myoz3a). Lineage: Eukaryota; Metazoa; Chordata; Actinopteri; Labriformes; Labridae. The record is from RefSeq and is a predicted model, not a curated record. Gene Ontology annotation, molecular function: FATZ binding; actin binding; telethonin binding. Gene Ontology annotation, cellular component: actin cytoskeleton; Z disc.
GGAGAGCGUGGAAGCAUCCCAGCUCCAGUGCAGGAUACACCAGUUCAGCUACUACUGCAGACACACACAGGGACAGACAGACAGACAGGAGCAAGAUGAUGAUGCAUGCAGGCCUGGACGACCUAACUAAACAGAGGAUGCUGCAGGCUAAAGCUCUGUCCAAGGAGGUCCAGGGAGGAGGUCUGAACCUGGGGAAGAAGAUGAGCGUCCCGAGAGACGUGAUGAUGGAGGAGCUUAACCUUCCGUCUAAUCGAGGCUCUCGCAUGUUUCAGGAGAGGCAGAAGAGGGUGGAGAGGUUCACAUUGGAGAACACAGCUGGUGGUGCCUACAACACAGACAAUGUUUAUUCCGGGUCAGUUCCUCCCCAGCAGAUGAUCCUCGAGCCGCGGGAGGGAAAAGUGAACCAGGCUCCCCCCAUCAUCGGUAAGCAUAGCCUGGUCAUGAACCUUCAGAAGACCGUGGCAAAGAAGGGCAGUCCAGAAGUCCUCGCACCAGGAUAUUCUGGCCCCCUGAAGGAAAUUCCUAAAGAAAAGUUCAACACAACAGUAAUCCCCAAGUCCUACUUUUCCCCAUGGACAGAGGCUCUGAGAGGUAACGAAGAGCUCAUGAACACCCUCAAUUCCCAGCUGCCAGAGCUCCCACAAAAGAUACAGCCUGUCAACUACAGGUGCUUUAACAGAUCUGCCAGGCCAUUCGGGGGAGCCAUGUCCAGCAAAAGGGUGAUCCCAGUGAUCAACUUUGAGGCCGUGGAAUCCCCGAACCUGCCCAGUGUCAACCGCAUGUGUCCACGGCCCAACUUCAACAGAGCACCCAAGGGAUGGGGGCUUGAUUACAGCCCCGAGUCUAAUGAACUAUGAAAAGGAGAGAGGGGGGGAUAAGUCAAAGACUGAAGCACUGACCUAUGCUUGCAUUUCUCCUACAAAAGGUGAUCCGUCUGUUAAUCAGCAGACACUACAGGGGAGAAAAAGAACAAUCCUGCUUGAUAUAUGAAGUGGUUUGUUAUUGCUGAGUGUUAAGAACAGCUCCCAUUGCUGGAUCAAAUCAUUACCGCAGUGGAGUUCAUGAAAAUGCUGCCAGAGGAUGACAAGCUGUACCUAACCUUUGUGUGCAUACUUACUAAUAAUAUGUGCCACAAC